AUGGAUUUUGAAACAAUAUUGGCAUCCGUUGCAGGUGCAGUUGGAAGCAAAAUUGUUUUCCAUCCUCUUGAUACUAUUCGAACUCUUCAACAAACAUCGACCAAUUUUUCCUAUAGACUUCCUCUACGUCGAUACUGGAGUGGUCUAGGGGCUUCUGUCGCACUAACCACACCUGCUUUUACAACAUAUAUGGUUGCGUAUAGACAGUCAAAACGCGAGCUCACACCAUAUUUUGGGUCUGAUUCCAUGACGAACUAUAUUAUCAGCGGGACAAAUGCUGAGUUAGCCAGUAGUUUUAUUUGGACACCAAUGGAGGUAGUAAAGGGACGAAUGCAAAUUUCAAAAUCAGGAACAUCAACAUUCAAGCUUUUAAAGUCGAUAUAUGCUACCGAAGGUAUAAAGGGGUUUUUUCGUGGUUAUUGGAUUGGAAUCGCGGUUUUUGUUCCCCAUUCUAUUGUUUGGUGGGCCACCUAUGAAAAGGCCAAAACUUUUCUUGUGAACAAUAUGUUACCACCUAAUUCAACAUAUGCUGAUUUAUCUCCAGGUUUAAUCGCCUGCGCAAGUGUUGUAGGCACUGUAAGUGCCGCUACUGCAGCAAACUUUUUAGAUGUUGUUAAAACACGUCAACAACUUGCUGUUUCAGACGAAAUAAAAAACAUUCGUCCCGAUGAUGCAAAAGGCGUUAUAACUGUGGCUAAAAAUCUUAUUAAAGAGGUAGGUUUGUUUAGGGCCAUGGUGAAAGGCUUACAUAUUCGCUUGAUGCAUGCAUUGCCUUCAGGUGUUUUAUCAAUGGUAAUUGUUGAGACACUCAAUCCAGACAUUAAUAUUAAAAGCUCUGAGGGGAAGGAGUUUGAAGAAGAGGAACAAAUAUUAGGGUAA
This is a messenger RNA of Magnusiomyces paraingens, 879 nucleotides long. RefSeq lists its product as uncharacterized. The record is from RefSeq and is a predicted model, not a curated record. NCBI's taxonomy places the organism in Eukaryota, Fungi, Ascomycota, Dipodascomycetes, Dipodascales, Dipodascaceae. Bases 1 to 879 code for a protein of 292 amino acids. The transcript has 3 exons.